Scylla paramamosain (green mud crab) is the source of this 2709-nucleotide messenger RNA. RefSeq names its product ESF1 homolog. Bases 130 to 2673 code for a protein of 847 amino acids. Gene Ontology annotation, molecular function: RNA binding. NCBI's taxonomy places the organism in Eukaryota, Metazoa, Arthropoda, Malacostraca, Decapoda, Portunidae. Gene Ontology annotation, cellular component: nucleus. Gene Ontology annotation, biological process: rRNA processing. The record is from RefSeq and is a predicted model, not a curated record. The transcript has 11 exons.
AUAUAUUGAAACAGGUACUGUACAACGAAUCACUAAUACAAAAGCUUCCCCUUAUCUCUUAGCCUCACUGUUGGCUGACCGGGGUCCGGGAGAAUAAGCGACGUCAACAUAACAACGAGGAGGCGAGAGAUGAAGGAUAAGAGAGGCAGAGACAGGGGGAGGGGCAGGGGCAGGGGCAGGAUGGAGAGGAGGGAUCCCAAGGGCGGCUCUGACCUGGAGAAGGACCUUAAACUCAUCCAUUCUGACCCUCGCUUCGCCCACGUGACCUCUGACCCGAAGUUUCACCAUAUCCCUAAGAAGGAACGCAAAGUGAAGCUAGACAGUCGCUUUCACUCUAUUUUGACAGAUGAGAAGUUCUAUGAGAAAUCAACAAUGGAUCCUCGAGGUAGAAAAGGAAAUUACUCGACCAAAGAAGACCUGUUAAGAUUUUACCACCUGUCCUCUGAUGAAGACUCGGAGGAGGAGGAGGAGGAGGAGGAGGAGGAGGAGGAGGAGGAGGAGGAGGAGGAGGAGGAGGAGGAGCAGAGUAGUGAAGAAGAAAAGGAAGUAAUGAAUAAAGAAGGUGAUGAUUUCAAGGUAGAAGGUAAACAGAAGAAGAAGAAGGAGGAGAAGGAAUUAAAGAAGGAAGAUGAUGAAGAGGAAGAGGAGGAACAAGAAAUAGGGAAGAAAAAGGAGAAAGGGAAGGAGAAGAGUGUAUCUAAAGACAGCUCAGGAGAGAGUGGGAAGGACGAGGAGGAGGAGGAGGAGGAGCAAGAGGCAGAAGAGGAGAAGGACGAGGAAGAGGACACAACACAAAGAGACCAGGAGGAGAGGUCGAAAGUCGCGCCAGAGAUCACCAAACGUCUUCAGGAUAUGACGAGGGAUUACGCUAGAGGAGGAGGUAACCUGUUCUCGUCUGACUCCUCGGAUGAUGACUCCACGACCACGGAUGAGGAGGAAGAGGGGGAGGAGGAGUUUGAGUGGGCGGAGCUGGACCAGGAUGCAGUGUGGGAUAAUGAGGCGGAGGUGGAGGAAACAAGUCGAAUAGCCAUCUGUAACUUGGACUGGGACCGAAUCAAGGCAGCCGAUUUGAUGGUGCUCUUCUCCUCCUUCUGUCCCAUGGGAGGGUCAGUGAAGCAGGUGGCCAUCUAUCCCUCAGAGUAUGGCAAGAAGAGGAUGGCUGAGGAAGAUCGUUCUGGCCCUCAGGAGCUGACUGGUAUGGUGCACCGAGGGAGGAAGGAUCACCAGGAGGAGGAGGAGGAGGAGGAGGACGAGAGGGAAAGAAGAGAUACACGUCUAGAUUUAGUUGAUCUGGAGAAGCUCGAGAAAGGCAAGCUUGAUGAGACAGCAGGCGCCACCAAGAGGGACUUCGAGGCACUGAGGAGAUACCAGAGGAACCGUCUACGAUACUUCUACGCAGUGAUGGAGUGUGACAGUGUGGCCACCGCCCGCGCCCUCUACCAGGAGUGUGACCGCCAGCCCUUCGAGGGGGCCGGCAUCCUCCUUGACCUGCGAUACAUCCCAUCUGACAUGAGCUUUGAGGAGACACCCCAUGACCUAUGCCAGACAGUGCCAUGCUCCUACAAAGCCAAGAAUUUCAUCACCACGGCACUGCAGAACACACGGCCGUCGCUCACCUGGGACGAGACUGACCCGGAACGCUACAAGGCACUCAGCUCGGCCAUGACGCAGGCACUGAAGGGCGGCACUCUAGAUGAGGACCGGCUGAAGGACUUUGUGGCGUCAUCAAGCGGGGAGGAGGAGGAGGAGGAGGACGAGGAGAAAGAGGACAAUGAUGACAGCAGCGACGAGGAGAAGGAGGAAGUGAAGGCAGAAAGGAUAGCAAAAUUCCGCGCACUGAUUAGAGAAAUAGACGAAAAGGAGAAGAGGAAGAAGGAAAAAGAGAUUGACAUGGAAGAAAUAUUUGAUGACAUAAGAGAGGAGGAAGAGGAGAAGGAAGACAAAGACGAGGAGGAAGAAGAAGCCGACGAAAAUCAAGCCCAACUGAACCCGUUUGAGAAGUACUUGGAGAAGAGGAAAGCCAAGAGGAAGGAGAGGAAGAAGAAGCAGAAGGAAAACAAGAAGAGGGAAGAAGAUGAAGAGUCAGAUGAGGGAAUUUCAGACGACGAUGUGCCUGGGGGGGUGGACAGCCUGUACUCGGACCCUUUCUUUGCCCAGGUGAAGAAGGUGACAAAGAAGAAAGGGAAGAAGAAGGUUGAUGAUGAGGAAGAGACAGAGGAAGAUAAUGAAAAGAACAACCUUGAGCUUCUUCUGAUGGAGGAGGACAAGGAAGACAAGAGGCACUUCAACAUGAGAGAGAUUAUCAAGAACAGCGAGACCACGAAGAAGAGAAGGAAGAAUAAAUUGAAGAAGAAAAUGUUAGAGAAGAAGGAACAGAAGAACAAGGCCCUCGAUGACUUUGAGGUCAACAUGAAUGACCCGAGAUUCUCCGAGCUGCUGACCUCCGGCGAUUACAACAUUGACCCGUCACACCCUCAGUUCAAGCGCACUCAGGCCAUGGAUAAACUCAUCGGCGAGAUACAGAGGAAGAGGAUGGCAGAGAGCGGCGAGGAGGUGCCAGGAGCCAAGAGACCCUGCCUGGGGGACGCCACGCAACGGGAACUCUCCACAUUGGUACAGAGAGUCAAGAGGAAGGCGGGCAGGAUGAAGGGCGCCAGUAAGGGGGGCACCUGAGUCUGUACAGUGUUGUAAUAAAGAAUAAUGAUUUGU